This is a messenger RNA of Metarhizium album ARSEF 1941, 1092 nucleotides long. Its product is annotated as Cyclin PHO80-like protein. Gene Ontology annotation, molecular function: cyclin-dependent protein serine/threonine kinase regulator activity; protein kinase binding. Gene Ontology annotation, cellular component: cyclin-dependent protein kinase holoenzyme complex; nucleus. NCBI's taxonomy places the organism in Eukaryota, Fungi, Ascomycota, Sordariomycetes, Hypocreales, Clavicipitaceae. Gene Ontology annotation, biological process: regulation of cyclin-dependent protein serine/threonine kinase activity. The transcript has a single exon. Bases 1 to 1092 code for a protein of 363 amino acids. The record is from RefSeq and is a predicted model, not a curated record.
AUGACCGACACGACUCAGCAGACUGUUGUCGCGGAUGACGCGCCCAUGCCCCAAGGCGCUUCCGAUGCUGCACCCGGAGCCUCGAUCCCUCCGUCUCCUCCGGUUCCGCCGUCCGAUCCCAGUACCGCCGCAGUAGCCGACAACCAAGACAGCGUCACCGACGAAAACGACCUCUUCAAACUACCCGCCGAGGAAGCAUUGCGCCUCCUCAGCGCCAGCGUGGAACUCCUAGUCCGGAUGACUGGUGAUUUCCCCCCUACGCCGCCCCCCAAAACGCCCACGGAUCCCCAAAUGACCGGCAUGCUCGUCGAAAAGGACAACAUUGUACGCUCGCAUUCCCAGCAGAGUCUGACGCGGAUGAGACGACAAGCUGAACGCGCCGCUGUCCACCGGCAAGGCCACCAUGCGAAUCCCUCACACCGAGGUGACGGCGGCGUGAACAGACUGCAGGCGUACAGCGCCUCAAUGUCUGCCCACUUUGCUGCCCAACAACACGGCGCAUCGUCGAUACCAACCACGUCACCAGAGCCCGUAGACGGCGUCAAGCUACGUCAACACUCGGAAACCGAGAUGGCGCCGUACAUCGUCGUCGGCGCCGACUCCCAGCCCGUAAACCUCCAACAUGGCGCAAUGACGCGCAAGUUCUACAGCAAAAGGGAGCCGCCGAUCCCUCUGGGCCAGUAUCUACUGCGCUUACACAAGUUCUGCCCCAUGAGCACUGCCGUCUAUCUCGCCACGUCGCUUUACAUCCACCGCCUGGCUGUCAAGGAACGUGCCAUUCCAGUGACGAGACGCAACGCCCACAGGCUACUCCUGGCCGGGCUACGAGUAGCCAUGAAAGCACUCGAGGACCUGUCGUACCCGCACGCCAGGGUCGCCAAGGUCGGCGGCGUCAGUGAAGUCGAGUUGGCACGGUUGGAGAUUAGUUUCUGCUUUCUGGCUGGCUUUGAGCUGGUCGUCGGCGAAGAGCCGCUGCGGAAACAUUGGCAGGAGCUGCGUGGCGGCAGUGCACAGCAGAUUCUUAACGGGACGGAUGUUCCGACUUUGAAGCUGACCAAGAGGCCUAGAGAGCUGGCGCACACGGGUGGAUGA